Anarrhichthys ocellatus (wolf-eel) is the source of this 4071-nucleotide messenger RNA. RefSeq names its product THAP domain containing 11 (gene thap11). The record is from RefSeq and is a predicted model, not a curated record. Bases 339 to 1154 code for a protein of 271 amino acids. Gene Ontology annotation, cellular component: nucleoplasm. Lineage: Eukaryota; Metazoa; Chordata; Actinopteri; Perciformes; Anarhichadidae. Gene Ontology annotation, molecular function: RNA polymerase II cis-regulatory region sequence-specific DNA binding. The transcript has a single exon. Gene Ontology annotation, biological process: regulation of transcription by RNA polymerase II.
AGGCAUUAUGGGACUUCUAGUUCUCAGUGGAGGACGGUUGGCUUGAUAACACCGCGAAGAACAAACCGAGACAUUUACCACCGAAAAUAAAAUAUCAGCAUAAGUAAGAGCUCCGCAUGCGUCGAGUCCGGAUAAAUUAAGGUGGAUUCAAUCGUCGUACGAAGAAAAGCGGCUUACUUUUGGUGAAAAAUAAACAGGAAGUUGUUAGCGUUGUGGGACGUGUAGUUCCGCUUGCAGGCCACUGAGCUUGAUAACAACGUAUAGAAUAAAGAAACAACAAUAAAAUAAGCUAAACUUCAUUUGAAGACCGUGCUUUUGGCCUCGUUGUUGACAUAAACAUGCCCGGGUUUACCUGCUGUGUUCCUGGGUGCUACAACAACUCGCACCGGGACCGGGACCUGCGCUUCUACACGUUUCCUAAAGACACCACGCUGAGGGAGCUGUGGCUGAGGAACAUCUCCCGGGCCGGGGUCAGCGGCUGCUUCAGCACCUUCCAACCCACCACAGGACACCGGGUCUGCAGCGUGCAUUUCGCCGGCGGGAGGAAGACCUACACCAUCCGAGUGCCGUCCCUCUUCCCUCUGCGUGGUGUAAACGAGCGCAGGAGUCGGCGGGGCAGAGGCAGGAAAGUGUCCGCGGCGGUUCCUGGCCCCGCCGCCGCAGCGACCUCCGGGAUUGUGCUCACCAACGCCCUGGGCAGCACGGCCGAAGGGGCCGAGGGUAACGCUGGCGGCGAGGCGAGCGACGACAGCAUCACCGUGGUGCAGAUAGGCCAGAACGGGGAGUACCUGGGCACGGCGCGGCUGCCCGCCCAGUCCGAGGGGACUUGUUACAGCGUCGGCAGCGACGAGCUGACCGCCGAAUAUUCAUCGGUCGAAAUCGCGCACCAGCCGCCCGCGCAGUACGUCAGUGUGACCAGCAGCCCGCUGGAGCACUCGUACUCUCUGACCACCGGCACCACGUCGGCCGAGCUGCUGCGGAAACUGAACGAGCAGCGGGACAUCAUCGCACUGAUGGAGGUGAAGAUGAAGGAGAUGAAGGCGACCAUCCGCCAGCUCCGGGUGUCCGAGGCCAAGCUGCAGGAGGAGGUGCGGGAGCGGGACCGGCUGCUGUACGGAAACUCGGCGGCUUUUAGCGUCCGGAAGAAAAUCUGAUGGGUGAACAUCACCGGAGACGACCCAUUACAGAGACUCAGACUAACGGAGAUGACACUGAGGAGUUUUGAAGUCCGCAGAUUAUGACCUAUUUUGUAUAAAACCACGAGCGAUGACAAUGUAUUUUCAAGUAGAGCUGGUUUUUCGUUGGUCUGUGGUGAAGACGAAGUUGGCUGGCUAGUUUAUGUAGCUUAGGCUAUACUAGCACCACCAUGGUUAACUACUUAGGAUCAUGCACAGUCCACUAUUGACAUACAGCUAAACCAAGAUAGCAUUGUAUUCAUUCAACCAAGACUCAAGUUUGCACUGACUUACAAUUUAGGCAGGCUUACACACUUCUAACCUGACUGAUGAGGAAAAUGCUCACAACUGCCUAGUUGCAUAGAAUGUUUUUGUCUUUAAGAUUUCUCUUCUAAUGUGUCUAUUUCCUUGCUUGUGAAUUUAAGUUAGGCGGCUGUUGCAAGAACCGCCUCGCUGUAGAUGUGCAGAGGUAAAGUAUGCCGAGAUGAAGCAUCUAGGAUGCAUUGUGAACAAGACACUAUUCUCGGCACACUUGCCAAUGAAAUGACUUUAUCUGAGUUGCCUUUUAAGUUGUUUUCCUUUUAUGUCUGUUGCUAAAGACAUUUGAUCAACAGAAAAUGGAAUUAAAGGAAUUCCUUAACACUUGAAGGGGACUCAAAAGAUGUAAUCUUAUCGGAGUGUGUUUCUUGAUGACAUGCAUUAAGUUUCAUUGCCUCAUCCUUUUCUUGGGUUUUUAGAAAAUCUUAAGAGAAGUACAAAUACUUCAGAUACUUUAUGCAACUAUAGUACAUGUCUGUCUGCGAAGGGUCUGUGAAACAGCGCCUGCUUGUUUCAGUGUGAUUCAUUGGAUGUUUCUCCUCACAUGUUUAGUGGCUACAUUUCUCUGUCCUGUACACCAGUGUUUUAUACACAGUUGCAUACAUUUCUGAUUUUUGAACUUGGUCUGACGGCUAUGCUCUCAUUUUGAAGUAAAUUUCAUUUCAAAAUAGUGCUGAUUUCCACUGAAUAAUUUCUCAGUUCCUGAAAUGUUUUCCUGAUUUGAUCCCAGUCACAGUUACAAAGUGAUGAGUCAGAAGGUCCCGGAGUAUUUUUUUAUUGCUUUUACCUUCAAGUUGAGAGCUCGUAGCUCAACCCAAAUGGGUCGCAGUCAUCUGUCUUGGGCUCUUGUUUGGACUUUUUCUUAGGAAAGAAGAGCAGAUUUUUCAGUAAUUUAAGUUUUGGGAUUAUUUAUUUCCAGCUGUGUUGAGCAUCAUAUUAAAUCCCAAAUCAUAAACACUCAAAUCUCAGGGUUGCUGCCCUCUUGGGUGACCUGGUGCUGAAAGCCUCACUCAACAUGUAGCGACUCCGUCAGUGUUAAGAGAGUGUCCUGAUAAAGAUAUUGCCUUAUUAAGAUGAAUGUGAUCGAUGUGAUGAAGUGUGCAACCCAUCAACUUGUACUUGGAAUUAUUUGUUGAGAUACAACAAAAAGGCACUGAUACUCCUGUUCAUGUUUGUGUUAAUAUUGUAAAUUAGGGUCAUUAUGGAUUUAUGCAGGGAUCACAAUAGCAGAUCAAUGAAUUGGUUAGGCCGUAAAAAAUAUCCAAUAAUCAGGAAAAGUGGCCAUUAUGAGACACCAGAGGAUACAAAUGUGUCCUCUGAUUUCUUCCAUUGGUCAACAGUUACAAAAGAAAAUGACAGGUAGUUUAUUGAAGCAGCAAAUCCUCACAUUUGAAAAACCACAUCCAAGUGAUCACCUUAUCUAACUAUGAUUUCACCGCUUUAGUUUCAGUGAGUGCACCACUACAGUGUCUGGUUGUUUUUGUUUAUUUCCUUGAUUUUUUUCAUAGGUUGAUAGGAGACAAUAACGGCUGGUAAAGUGUGUCGGAUGUUACAGCGUGACUUUCUCCCUCUAGAUGGCGGUGGCAUAAAAGCUUGAAGAGCAGGAGGUUUAGCUCCCGUCUGUACGGCCUAAUUCAUCUGUUUGUGUGUGUGGUGGCAGCUUUGGAUGGUCAUUUGCUUCAUUGUCACUCCUAUUAAAGCAGUGAAAUGUUGAAUGUCUUCAUGUGAUUGUAAAGCUGUUACUCAACGCAAAUUUAAAAUCCGGCAUUUUGAACACCUGCUGUGUUAAUGCAUCGCAUGAAACGGAGAAAGAGGGAGAGCCGGAUGAAUGGACAGACAGAGAGCGAGGAUCCAGAUCCUAAUCUCAUCUGGAUUUUUUUUUUUUUUUUUUACUCCCAACAGUGUUGCAUAAUGCCUUAAUCCAGCGCUGUCGAUCAAACUUACUCACUCUAUCUUCCUUUUCAAUGGCCGCUGCCAUUCACCAAACAGUCUUUACAUUCUAACUGCAGUGUAUGCAAUAUGUAAUCCUGAAGCCCGGUGUUUUGACAUCGGACUGCAUAAGCCGGACAGCCGUGGUUGCCACUGUAUAAAAUCUAAUUUCUUCUGAUUCCUUUCUAUCUAAAGACUUAAGCCUUCUGAUUGUCUGCUGUAGAAACCAUCAGACCCACAGUCUGUCGUAGGAUAAUUUUUUAGUUUACAAUGAUCACAAUACACACAUUAUUGUUGAACCACGUAGAACAGCACGAGCUGCCGCGUUUAAAGGGUUGUCGUAUCUGUCCUGAUUAAUACCGUUUACACUAAAGUUAAUGAAGCGUUCAGGUCGCGCUAGGCUUGGGCCUUUCUUAUUACGUCAUCAGAUAGUUACAGAUUUCAAUCAAAAUGCUGCAUGUUGCAGUGUUCAUAUUUUAUUUAGAUACAGUUAUUGUACAGUUGCUUGUGUUCAGGCAAUAUCUAAAAAAUAGCUUCCUUUAUUUUUGAUGCUGUAUCACUGAAACUGUCCAGAUACACUUGAGGGACCUUGAUAUAUAUAUAUAUGUAUGAAUUUUAACAAUACAUCUAGCCCAAGCUAUAUUAUUAG